Molecule: messenger RNA, 1615 nt
Organism: Rhipicephalus sanguineus (brown dog tick)
Lineage: Eukaryota; Metazoa; Arthropoda; Arachnida; Ixodida; Ixodidae
Exons: 4
Coding region: 664-1359 (231 amino acids)
Source: RefSeq, a predicted model, not a curated record
CAAUGUGGGCGAGGUGGUUGUUAGAGCGAUGAAAUACUUAGAGGGCCGUGGCAUUCUGAGGUGUUCUACCGCAACGUUCGCGGUAAGAAGAAAAAAAGUAUGGUACCUGCUUCUGUACCUCGUCUCCUGCGUCGUUUUCUGCCUAAUCCCGCUACUCGGCAGUCGUGAUUUGGAGCAAUGUUUGCCGAAGAGAACUGCGAAAACACGACGGGUCCAGGGAGACGAGGCGUUAUUUCUAACGCGCGUCAAUAACGAUGGUCCCUUGUGCGGAUAUCUGUAUCCUCGUUCGCAAAUCCGGUGGCAGACCAUCGACAAGCCUCCCAACAGCCAGAGCUGCAGGAAACUACGCCCAUAAAGCGCUAACAGGAACACUCUUGUGCUCUAAAUUCAGCUUAUGGUGGCUGAAACAAGCAAUUUACUAAUUUUGCCUUCUACAAUCACAACGAAAUUGCGCGAUAUGAAGUCUCACAGAAAUAACUGCUACAGAGGCUGUUCACGAAGCUGUCUGCUCCGCGAUUAUAGCACCUCUCUUGCGCUCAGCGCCCUCUCGCGCCAUCAUGAGUCUCUGAGGGAGCCCAUAUACAGCAACUAUGUUACACCAUAGUCUCAUCCCACUACCUGAACGUGACGCGCUUGUUGUAGACGUGUGGCGGCGUGCUCGGUAUGAUUUUAAAAUGCCCGUCAAGCACAAAGACGUUUGUGGCGUGUUACGUGGCCGGUGCAAUGAGCUCCAAUGCGAUUGCAAGCAAUAUAUGGUGGUGUGCGCCUUCGACGAUGCCGAGGUUCGCAUUCGAUGCGACUAUUGUGACCACAGUCCCAGCGCCCACAACAGGAUUGCUUAUCUCGAGUGUUUUCAUACGGGGGCUUUCUCUGCAAAGAAAAAUGCAGCGGCACCAACAGAAAAGAAGUAAUACUGCUCUCUUGGAGGAAUCCAGGCCAGAACUAACAAAAGAGGUGGCAUUGGCAGAGUUGCAGCUUUGUGCUGAGCUCCAACUGCGCUUUGGCUUCACUGUGGAUGAAGCGGAACAACGGCUAAAAAAGGCGGCACAAGUUUUCUCAGAGAAGGAAGGAAGGGAAACUUCAUUUUUAGAGCUCUGGAAGCACUUGCAAGGUUCGUCAGAGCACUCACUGAUCAUUGAGGCUGCUCUACCGACAGAAAUAAAAAUUGCUGCACCACAUGUAUACCUAUACAAGGACCAAGCUUGGGUAUAUGGAGGCAGCAAGGAAGAAAUAAUUCACCUGAAGGAACUGAACAUUGAGCGUGCCGUCGUCAUAUGCUUUCUCAUAUACUAUCUGAAAAACCUCAUGUACCCGUCUGCUUUUUCGCAGACCCUGAAUAUGGUUGAAAAACUUUUUUAAGACCUCAAGAACCUAUCUCACGUGGGGUUAUUUUAAACCGAUUGAAGUGUUUCUUGGCGCUUUUGAAGAAAAAGAAAGUCUGAUCACUAUAUAUGCAAUUGGUUGGUCAAACUUUAUUGCCAAAUAUUAUUUGGGCAGAUGUUUGGAAGUCCUCAUAUAAAUAUUUUUCCAAGAAAAGCUUUUCAGUUACGUAUAGCUGAAUUACUGUAUAUUUUUGAAUUUUAAAUAAAGUGCUUCAUGCUUUUUAUUCCUCUGA